Molecule: messenger RNA, 6272 nt
Organism: Austrofundulus limnaeus
Lineage: Eukaryota; Metazoa; Chordata; Actinopteri; Cyprinodontiformes; Rivulidae
Gene: znfx1
Product: zinc finger, NFX1-type containing 1
Exons: 19
Coding region: 1-5706 (1901 amino acids)
Biological process (GO): regulatory ncRNA-mediated heterochromatin formation
Cellular component (GO): nucleus; nuclear RNA-directed RNA polymerase complex
Molecular function (GO): zinc ion binding; helicase activity; ATP hydrolysis activity
Source: RefSeq, a predicted model, not a curated record
AUGCAAGACAAUGGAAAGGCUGACUUUGAGAACGGGGAGAAGAGGACAUCUCAAUGGCAAAUACUGAUAUCGGCCAAAAUGAAAAUGGCCGUGGAGGAAGAGGAGGAGAAGGUGCACAGGGAAACAGGGCAAGAGAACAAGAGGUCAGAAGAAGGGCACAAAGUCAAGGGAGUAAUCAAAGGAGGAGGGGGAGGUGCAGACUGGCAGAGAUUUGGUAGAAAUGGUCAGCCAGGUGGAGCUGAACGAGAAGGCGAGCGAACCGGGACAGGACGAGCAGGUGCAGGGAGAGGAGGACACAGUGGGGACAGGAGACAUGGCGGGGGAGAGCGAAGAGAUGGUCGUAGACUGGGUUAUAAAACACUCGAAGAACUCUCCAAGGAAGAGCCGUCGGUUGUGGCCAUCACUCUCUCCUCAAACCCUGGCCUUCAAGCGCUCCUCGGUGAGGCACCAAUGAGGCCGGACCUAAUCCAGCUCCUCUGCCUGGUGCUGAGCAAAGCCUUCACUUCAAGGACAGACAGAGGCACACUGCAGCACCUGGCCGGCAUCAUAAAAGAUUCAGUGUUCUUCAGCACUGCCCUGCUUCACCACGUGGGAGGCAUGGUGUCUGAGUCGAACCCUGUCCGCAGAGCACAAUACCCACAGCAUCUGGAAAACAUCCUAGCUAUCCUCUCAGAGGUGCUCAAUGUCUUCCCUGCAAGCUCUGUCAAAGCUGUGAGUAUGUUGCUGACACUGCUCCAAGCCUCUGUCAACAGCCUGAGGGCAUCAGGUGUGGACAUCUAUCCUCAAACAGAGGAAAAAAUGGAAAACAUAAAAGGCCUGAUUGACCAUCUCCAGCAGAGAUCCAGGGAGGGGACCCUGCGCACAGACAGGGACACAUAUGCACUCCUAGCCACUGGUGGUGACAACCCAGCUGAAGAUCAGCAGGAUUUCAGGAGCAUACCGCUCUACCCAACUCCUGAGGAGUUCCACCAGAACCACAGGCCGUUUCUCAGAGCCAAUCUCACAUCGCAGCGUUACACAAACACCCACAUCUACCUCGAUACACACUACCGGUUGCUCAGAGAGGACUUUGUUCGACCGCUCCGGGAGGGAAUUCAGCAGCUCCUCCAGAACCAACUGGACAUGGGAAGGACCGAUAACCCAGCGAAGACAAAGCGCUUUGACGACAUCCGAGUGUAUUUUGACACACAGCUGGUGGUGCCAAAAUGUACACAGACCGGCCUCGCGUACCUUGUCCAGUUUGACGUUCAGCCACUCAAGUUUGUGCGCUGGCAGAACUCCAAAAGGCUGCUCUUUGGUUCUUUGGUCUGCUUGUCAUACGAUAAUUUUGAGAGUUUCCUGUUCGCCACAGUUUCCGAUCGAGACCCUAAACUACUGGAGAAAGGGCUGGUCCAGAUUAGUUUUACAGAGGAAAGCAGAUAUAAGCUGGCCAGAAUCCAGACAGAUCAGGUGUUUCUGAUGGUUGAGACCACUGCCUACUUUGAAGCUUAUCGAUACGUUCUUGAAGGCUUAAAGGAGAUAAAUGAAAGAAACUUGCCUUUUCAGAGGUACAUUGUGGAGUGUUCCACCGAUGUGAGAUCACCGGCAUACCUUAGAAAAACGGACGUCUAUGACCUGUCGUCUGUUGCUGACCCCGAAUACAAAAGCAGCAUGAAGCCCUUUCACAGCCUGGUGCCAGAGGCCUGGCCCAAAAUGGAGGAGCUGUUCCUGGAUGAGUCUCAGAUGAGAGCCUUUCAGCUAGCGCUCACCAAGGAGCUGGCAAUUAUACAGGGUCCUCCUGGGACUGGAAAAACUUAUGUUGGUCUAAAGAUUGCUCAGGCUCUGCUGACCAAUAAAAAGCUUUGGAAUGAGCCACUUAAUGUGCGCUAUAUGGAUGAUGAUCAUGAUGAUCUGGAAUUGGAUUUGAAUGAUCAGGGUGGUGAAGCUCCAAUGCUAGUUGUGUGUUACACCAACCACGCCCUGGAUCAGUUUCUUGAAGGUAUUCACAAGUUUCUGAAGAAUGGCAUCGUGAGAGUGGGAGGUCGCAGCAACAGUGAGGUCCUGAAACAAUUCAAUCUUCGAGAACUGACCCACUCACAUUACUUCAGACAAACACUGCCGUCUCACCUUCGAACUGCGUAUGGUCAGAUUUACAGGGAGCUAUGUGAGGAGGAAAGGGAAAUCGAAAACCAGAGUUUGAAGCUGGAGUGCUCUCUGAAAGGUGUGAUGCGCGAAAACUUUCUACAGAGGUUUAUUUCAGAAAUACACUGGGAAAGUCUAACAUCAACCCCUAAUGUUGAUGAGUUUGGGUUCUGGAAAAAGAAGACCAGUUUGAUGAUGGAGUGGCUGGGUUUGGGAUUGACCGACUUCCAGCAGAGGGAGACAGAGAAUGCAAAUUUAAAUGAAGAGCAAGUAAUGGAGGUGGACGAAGACCUCAUUGAAAUUGCAGAGGAAGCAGAACUGAUUCAGGCAGAGCGGAUGAUUGAAGACGAAUGGACAAUUGGUCCCAGAGGUGGCAAAAACGACAAAAAGAAAGGAAACAAGGAGUCUGUCAGAGAAGUGGAAGAUCUGUUGCUGGCCAUGAACCUGGACAAUGUUGACGUGCAGGCUGAGAACAGUCAAGACGGAUGGGAGAUUCAGCGGGACCAGAGGAAAAAGAUAAAGAACAAAAUUAGGAGAGAAUUGGGGAAGAGCACUGCUAUGACUGAAGAUGAAGAGUAUAACAUUUUCGAUGUGUGGACUCUUCCUCUGGAGGACAGAUGGAGACUCUACCGGUUGUGGGUGACACGCUACAGGAUAGAGCUUCGUACAAAAGCCCUGGAUUCAGAACGGGCCUAUCAAAAUGCAGUGGACAGACUGGCUGAUGUUAAAAGGAAAGAAAACCUUCAUGUUCUCAAGAAAGCUACGGUCAUUGGCAUGACAACAACAGGAGCGGCCAAAUUCCGCAGAGCUCUACAAGAACUACGUCCACGUGUGGUGAUUGUAGAAGAGGCUGCAGAGGUUCUUGAAGCCCACAUUAUCACCACGCUGAGUGAAGCCUGCCAACACCUCAUCCUCAUUGGAGACCACCAACAACUGAAGCCAAGCGCUACCGUAUUUGAUCUUGCUAAGAACUUCCACUUGGAAUUGUCCAUGUUUGAGAGGCUGGUGAACAUGGGACUGCCUUAUGUGAGACUUAACUACCAGCAUCGUAUGAGGCCUGAAAUUGCCCGUCUUUUGACCCCACACAUCUACUCUGAGCUGGAGAACCAUCCCUCUGUGUUGGAGUAUGAAAACAUAAAGGGUCUUAACACAAAUGUAUUCUUUGUGGAACACAACCACCUAGAAGAAGAGAUAAAGGAUGGAAAGAGCCACCAGAACACUCACGAGGCAAAGUUUGUUGUAGCACUUUGUCAGUAUCUGCUCCACCAAGAAUAUAAACCAGAACAAAUUACUAUACUCACAACAUACACUGGCCAGCUCCUCUGUCUACGCAAGCUAAUGCCUGCCAAAGAGUUUGCAGGGGUCAAAGUACACGUGGUGGACAAAUAUCAGGGAGAAGAGAAUGACAUUGUUUUGUUGUCUCUUGUACGUAGUAACUCACACGGUAAAGUUGGCUUUUUGAGCAUCCCUAAUCGUGUCUGUGUAGCUUUGUCACGUGCCAGGAAAGGCCUGUACUGUAUCGGCAAUGGUACAAUCCUGAGUGGAGUUAAACUGUGGAGCAACAUUUUCCACACCUUGAGAGAGGAAAACCAGAUUGGGGAAGCUCUGACCCUGUGCUGUCAGAAUCACCCAACUCGACAGGUUGAGGUUAAAUGUGCUAAGGAUUUCGAGCAGGCACCUGAGGGUGGCUGCAUCCAGCCUUGCCAGUUUCGUCUGGAUUGUGGUCAUGUUUGCCCAAGAGUUUGUCACCCCUAUGACCCAGAACACAAAGAGUUUAAGUGUAGCAAGAAGUGUGAGAAGACUUUAUGUGAUCAGGGACACAGGUGCAACCGACUGUGCCAUCAAGAAUGUCCAAAGAAAUGUGAAGUGAAGAUCGAGAAAAUCAUACCUCACUGUCAACACAAACAAAUGGUUCCUUGCCACCAAAACCCAGAAACUUUUACAUGCCAGGAGCCUUGCCAGAAGACACUCCAAUGUGGACAUCCAUGUGAGUCAUUCUGUGGAACCUCAUGCACCAAAGAGUGCAAUGUGAAGGUCAACCUAAAACUUAAGUGCGGACACAAACAGAAAGGCGCUUGCCAUUACAAAACAAAGACAGAGCAACCUGAAUGCAAAACCAAAUGUACGCACCAGUUAAAAUGUGGCCAUACCUGUCCUGGUACAUGUGGAAAGUGUUACCAGGGACGCUUUCACAGCCCCUGCUCCCACCGAUGUGAGCGUCUUCUAAUUUGCUCUCACAAGUGUAUGGAACCUUGUACUCGUGAUUGUCCACCGUGUCAGAGGCCUUGUGAAAACUGCUGCAUCCACAGUAAAUGUAUGAAGCCAUGUGGGCAACCAUGUGCCCCUUGUAUUGAGCCAUGUGCCUGGCAGUGCCCUCAUCAGAGUUGCAGUAAGCUUUGCCAUGAGCCAUGUGAUCGUCCCCCAUGCACUGAACCUUGCAAAAAGACCCUGGAGUGUGGCCACCCAUGCAUUGGUCUUUGUGGAGACAAAUGCCCAAGCAAAUGUCGUGUUUGCAACCCUGAUGAGGUGACAGAGAUUUUCUUUGGCACUGAAGAUGAACCUGAUGCUCACUUUAUUCAACUAGAUGACUGUAGACACAUCAUUGAAUUCACAGCCAUGGAUCACUACAUGAGCUUGGAUGACGGCAGCCAGGGAGAGCAGGUGGCAAUAAAACUAAAGGAAUGUCCAAGGUGUAAAACUCCAAUACGCAAGAAUCUACGAUAUGGAUCACACAUUAACCGCAGUCUGGCUGAGAUAGAGAUGGUAAAGAAGAAGAUAAACGAAGGACAACCCGAUAUUGAAGAACUGAGGAGUGCCCUUCAAAAUCAGUGGUCAACAAAUCUUCCCCUUUGUUUAAACCAUGUGGAAAAGGAGUACAUGGAAAUCCAAGAAAAACUAGAGAAAAAAUACAUCACAGUCAAUGACCUCUGGAUCCUGGAAAACAAGAUCGAUUUCCUGACAAGAGUAUCAAAACUUCUAAAAUCUCAAGAGGAAAACAUGUUAUUCAGUGAUGGCUACAGGUUUCGGCAGAAAGUCACCAUGUUCAUUGGUUGGCUCAAUAGCAAAAACCAAAAAUUCACAGACCAACAAGUCUUUGAUUUGCAUAGAGAGUUGCAAAGACUCAGCCUUCUGGCUGAACUUAAUGUUCGUUGCAACAAGGCAGACAAGAUGAAACAAACUGACAAAAUGCAAAUUGAAGUGCAAGAAAUCAGACAUGCUUUGGAGACACCUGGUCAGUUCACAGAGCAAGAUCAACUGAAUGUGAAAGAUGCUAUGAAGAAACUGAAUGAAAAGUUUCCACUCACAGGUUUGGGGAUUAGUGACGAGGAGAGAAAGAUGAUUGUCUCAGCAAUGAAAAUGCCUCCAGGACACUGGCACAAAUGUCCUAAUGGUCAUGUCUAUCUUAUUACCGACUGUGGAGGGGCUAUGGAAAGGCGAAAGUGCCCAGAUUGCAAUGCUUCCAUUGGCGGACAAAACCACAUGCUGGACAGUGGCAACCAGGUUGCCACAGAAAUGGAUGGGGCACGGCAUCCUGCUUGGUCUGAAGCAAAUAAUCUUUUAAACUUUGAUCCCCUUCACCUCUAAAAACAUCUUGGCGAAGCCGUUUAUUGCUGUGGCUCUUGAAUGCAAAAACCAGUGAGCAGAUCGUUAUACUGUAAAUACAUUUCACAAACAUUUUAAUUCAUGUUCAACUUAUAUCCUCUUCAAGUAUUCUGUGAGAAACAUUGUUCAACGUUAUGUUUAAAAUGUGUGUGCCCACAUUUUUCAGAUGAAAUCUACUUUUGAAAUUGUAUGUUGGAUUUACUGACUCUUUUCAUUUACCUGUUGUGAAUUAAAUUUACAGUCAUACAUCAGAUAAAUUGAACAUUUAUACCAUUUUAUGUUCCUAAAGCAUUAGUUCUGAAUUUAAAAAAGUGUUUUUUGUUGUUUUUUUUAUUUUUUGUUUGUUUUACUGGGAUACAUUUAUGAUGAUAAACAUGAAAUGAAUGGUAGAUUGCAGUAUUUGAGUUACUGAUUUGUUCAGGAAUGUUGUCAAUAACAAAUGUCUUGUGCCCCAACAAUAGGUGGCAGUAAAGCACUGUAAUUAAACACUGUGUUUAUACAUUAAUCAGCCUUGUUUGUGCAUUUGAAAUAAUAAAGUGUUAAAAGCA